This is a messenger RNA of Oncorhynchus mykiss (rainbow trout), 464 nucleotides long. NCBI's taxonomy places the organism in Eukaryota, Metazoa, Chordata, Actinopteri, Salmoniformes, Salmonidae. The record is from RefSeq and is a predicted model, not a curated record.
AUAAACUUCCUAGCAAAACCGAGAAUGAAGGCCUUCAGUGUUGCAGUUGCAGUGGUGGUCGUCCUCGCAUGUAUGUUCAUCCUUGAAAGCACUGCUGUUCCUUUCUUCGAGGUGCGAACGGACGAGGUUGGAAGCAUUGACAGUCCAGUUGGGGAACAUCAACAGCCGGGCGGCGAGUCCAUGCGUCUGCUGUUGGCCGGGAUACAGGAGCAUUUCAGGUUCAAGCGUCAGAGCCACCUCUCCCUGUGCCGUUGGUGCUGCAACUGCUGUCACAACAAGGGCUGUGGCUUCUGCUGCAAAUUCUGAAGACCUGCCUGCAAUAAAACCAUCUUAUUAACUUAUUGCCUUUAAUUUCCCCCCUAUUCUUCUACAUUUCCUUUGGACUCUGUGGAGAAGAUGCAAUCUCAUUGAUGUCUUUCUCACUGCAACCUCAGUCUUGUACAUAAAUGUUUUGUAUCAUGUUG